Owenia fusiformis is the source of this 1371-nucleotide messenger RNA. NCBI's taxonomy places the organism in Eukaryota, Metazoa, Annelida, Polychaeta, Sabellida, Oweniidae. The record is from the annotation of a GenBank genome assembly.
CAUUUCUCUAGAUGCCGCUUACUCCUGAACAAACACAAAUUUCGAAGGUAUUGUUUCCGGGCUGUCAGUGUCUCUGGGUCUCUGUCAUAUCAUCGGGGUCCGGUUCUGAACAACCAUAUAAUAUCACAGAAUAUCCUGAAUAGAGAAAACGAAAAUACAUUAGGGCUUUUUGAAUUUGUCAAUGGGUUAAGCUGCUUCACUUUGAAACCGGAAGUCGUAAGUUUCUUAGCAACCAUUUUCAAUUUUUCUGGACUUGCAGCAGUAAAUGAGUGCUUUUUAUUAGUUAGAAUACAUUUUAGACAAUUGUAUCGUUACUAAAGAUUGCCAUGACAGGGGAGAGCGAAGCAGUGAAUAUGCAGGCACCUCAAAUAUUUGUAGAGCGGACUUUGGCGAUUAUAAAGCCCGAUGCUGUACACAAAUCUGAAGAAAUUGAAGACAUAAUUUUGAGAUCUGGAUUUACUGUUAUUCAAAAAAGAAGAGUCCACUUAACUCCAGAACAAGCAAGUGACUUCUAUGCUGAACAUUAUGGAAAGAUGUUUUUUCCUAGUCUAGUGGCAUAUAUGAGUAGUGGACCAAUAUUAGCAAUGUGUCUGGCUAGAGAAAAGGCAAUUGCAUAUUGGAGGGAACUUAUUGGACCAACGAAUACACUAAAGGCAAAAGAAACACAUCCAGAUUGUUUGCGUGCUAUUUAUGGCACAGAUGACCAAAGAAAUGCUUUACAUGGCAGCGAUGGUUAUAGUGCAGCUGAGAGAGAAAUUCGCUUCUUUUUUCCAGAUAGUGUAGUAGAGCCUAUACCAGUAGGCCAGGCAGCCAGGGACUACCUUGCUAAAUCUGUAAAUCCAACACUACUAAAGGGACUAACAACUUUGUGUAAGGAAAAGCCAAGAGACCCAGUGGUGUUUUUAGCAGACUGGCUACUUGAAAACAACCCCAACAAGCCUCAGGUUGGAGGCAAAGGUCCAAUAGUGGAAGAACCUAUCUGACCACAAACUCUUAAGGCAUCAACAUACAAGAAACUGCAGUGCAUUUCAUAUCAUUUUACUUAUUGGCAAUUUUGCUUCACAUUUUAAGACAAAUUAAAGAAAAUACCAGUAGAAACAAACUUGAUUUUCAUGCUUUAAACCUCACUUUACUUAAAUAGGAAGUGGGUACAAAAUAGUACAAAAUUGUUAAAAUGUGAAUAACAUGGCCGAGACUGAAAUAUUUUAAGAAUUUGAAAGUGUGGCUGAAGCACAAAAAUAGUGCUAUAGGAAAUUUUAUGGAAAUGUGCCUAACAUAUUGCACAAAAAAAGGUAUAGAAUUACAAAGAAACAAAAUACCUCAAACAUUCCUGUAUCAAUUUUAUGUCAAAGCUUAAAAUAAUAGUAUAUA